Molecule: messenger RNA, 696 nt
Organism: Daphnia pulex (common water flea)
Lineage: Eukaryota; Metazoa; Arthropoda; Branchiopoda; Diplostraca; Daphniidae
Product: dynein regulatory complex protein 8-like
Exons: 4
Coding region: 142-690 (182 amino acids)
Molecular function (GO): calcium ion binding
Source: RefSeq, a predicted model, not a curated record
GAGUUCAUAGAUCUAUUUCUGGAUUUAUCGAAUUUGAAAAAAUCCUUUUGUUGAUUAAACAACAGCAUUCGUGUUUCACAGUUGCCAUGGGGAACGCCGUUGUGUUUGAUCGUUGCGUAAAAACCAUUGCUUUCAGAAAAAAUGGCGAGUAAGAGUCAAAACAAGAAAGAUGCCGAAUUUACGGGUGAUCACCAAUUGCAAACGCCGGCCAUUGAAUGCCCGUUCACCAAAUUGGCAACAGAAGCUUUUUUGGUUUUCGAUGCGUUGAAUAACGAAUCGGUUGACGUGAGGGAGGUCGGAACCAUCAUUCGAUCUCUGGGCUGCUGUCCAUCAGAAUCGGAAUUGCAACAUCUGGUUACGGCUAUGGAAGGAGAAGGAACGACGCAAUUUGUCACUCUGCAAAAAUUCGCACCCACAGUCAGUGGGAUACUACAGCAGAAACGGUUCCAAUCGGCAACAGAGGACUUGAUUUUACGGGCAUUCCAGACACUGGAUUCAGAAAGGAAAGGCUAUUUGACGAAAAAAGAACUGGAAUCCUCACUGACGGGGAGCGGGGAGCCUUUCUCUGCCGACGAAAUGGAAGAAAUGUGGACGGCCAUAAAAGCGCUGCGAUUCCCAACAGACUCGGACCGAGUCCUGCCAUCCGACGCCUUUGAUUACAGUUUGUACGCGAAAUACAUGAUGAAAUAAUCUUGA